CUGGGUCGAGGUAUUCAAAGAAAGAUUACUGAAGGAGUCGUAAAGAGAGAAGAUGUUUUCAUAACAGAUAAGCUUUGGAACGACGCACACGCACGCGAUGCUGUGGUGCCUGCUUUGCGGAGGUCUUUAGAAAAGCUUUCUAUGGAUUAUGUGGACCUAUACCUCAUACACUUCCCUGUCGGACAAUUCGAAAACGGGACAUAUGACCUUACCGACUAUCUAGAGACUUGGGAAGGCAUGAUCGAAGCUAAGCAGCUAGGCCUCGCUAAAUCUAUAGGAGUUUCAAAUUUUAAUCCGCAUAUGAUAGAGAGGAUUGUUAAAAAUUCACGCGUUAAACCGGCGGUGGCGCAGUUUGAGCUAAAUUUGCAAAUACAGCAGCCUUCUCUGCUGAAGUAUUGCCGUGAGAAUGAUAUAGCUGUAAUGGCUUAUUCUCCUUCUGGAUCCCUUUUCCACCACAUAGCAUUGCCAGGCGCACCGCCGCCGCGUGUCGAGGACCCCGUCCUCAAGCAGAUAGCUGACAACCACAACAAGACGGUGCCGCAAAUCGUUUGGAGACAUCUGAUCGAACUUGGAGCCAUUCCCAUUCCAAAAUCGAUAACCAAGUCAAGAAUAGAAGAAAACAUUGACGUGUUUGAUUUCAAACUGUCGCGCGAGGAGAGUGUGUUUUUAGGCGGCUACGAUGUAAACUAUGGAACCGGAAAGUUGUGGUCCGACUCACCUUAUUAUCUGACAAGAAAAUUAUAUUUUUAA
This is a messenger RNA of Parnassius mnemosyne (clouded apollo), 750 nucleotides long. Lineage: Eukaryota; Metazoa; Arthropoda; Insecta; Lepidoptera; Papilionidae. The record is from the annotation of a GenBank genome assembly.